AAAUGUUAUACUAUAGUCCAUAUAUAAGCCCUUUCAAUCUCUCUAACCUUAUAUCAUUUAUUCUUUAAAUUUACAUCUUCUUCCUUCAAGCUCUUUCAAUUAUUAUGGCUAAAAUUUGUCCAGAAUUAAUGUUACAACAAUCUUCUUCUCCUCCUCCUCCUUCGUCAUCACCUUAUGUUACAUCCAUAAGAGAAACAUUUACCAUAUGGAUGAAAUCUUUAGUUUUCCAUGGGAAUGGCUGUACUGUUUUUAAUUCCAAAGGUGAAAUUAUUUUCAGAAUUGAUAAUUACCAAGAAAGUUGUAGAGAUGAAGUUUGUCUCAUGGAUCUCAAGGGCCAAGUUCUCUUCUCCAUUAAAAGAGAGAAACUAAGAGUAUUUGGUCGUUGGAAUGGCUAUGGAUCAUGUGGUAGAAUUAAAGGGAGGCCAUUGUUUCAAGUGAAGAGGAAUUAUAGCAUGUUUUCAAGCGAUAAUGUCAUAUGUAAUGUUGGGUGUGAUGAAAAUAAUGUAGGAGUUGGCUGCUACAAGAUUCAACAAUUGGAAAGAAGUACAUCAUUUAAAGUUACAAAUACUGCUGGUCAAGUUGUUGCAGAGGUAAAAAAGAAGCAAUCAUCAAGAGGAUUUGGGUAUGGUGAAGAGGUGUUAAGUCUAGAAGUGCAACCCCAUAUAGACCACUCACUAAUUGUGGCCCUUGUAACAGUAUGUGGCUUGAUUCAUGGCAAAUUAUGAACAACAAUUAUGGCAUUAUGCUGAUGAUAAUGACAUACUGAGCCCAGCAAACUUCCUAUAGAGGUUCUUGAUUUAUGUAAUUUUCCUAAUUUGUGAGAUUGAAUAAUCUCCUCAACAAGCUCGUUUAGGGCUUAAAGUUUUGUAAAGGGAAAUCCAGAAUGUACAAUAUAACUCAUUCUUUUAUUUGUUAAUUAGCUUUUAAAUGCUUCUUCACUUACAGUAUAA
Messenger RNA from Lycium barbarum (goji berry), 950 nucleotides. RefSeq names its product protein LURP-one-related 4-like. The coding region runs from base 105 to 725 and encodes 206 amino acids. The record is from RefSeq and is a predicted model, not a curated record. The transcript has 3 exons. Lineage: Eukaryota; Viridiplantae; Streptophyta; Magnoliopsida; Solanales; Solanaceae.